ACUAUGUAUAUAUAUAUACAUCCUAUAUAUAUGUAGGUAUACAUGCAGAUAUGGUAUUAGGUAUUAGGUAUAUAUUUACACAUCUCCCAGUGAGUGAAAACAAGAUCAUAACGGCCCCGUUUUUGCCUUCUUGGUUUCCACAGCAUCCGGCAAAUCGGUACACGUCAAAGCCCACGCUAUCCAGGGGAUCAUAGGUAGCAGCGUACUGUGUAUACGAACUCGUGUUUUAGGUCAUGUACUUGGAAUAGCCUAUACACCAACUAACUACCUCCUAAUACUUUGCUGCUUCGGUCUCCUUUACCUUGGGUUCUUUCAUAGUGUAUUCUCGUCGACCUUUCUGCGAGCUUUGCUUCUUCUUAUUUUGUGCAACUCUAAUACGGGGCUCUACCACGAUAACGCCAUAAGCAUCAAGCCUCUCAAAGCAUGCAAUAAAACCCGUGGAGCUACUGGAUCUGUACCGAUAGUACCCUACCAAAUUCUAGUCGUCGCCCCCGAAAUCUUGCCGCCCACUGCCCACUGCCCAAGUCCAAGCGUCUUUCUGCAAUAGUCUGCAUUAGCUCUCUCGCUUUACGGAAACUGAUCCAGUCGGCUUACCUUAAAAACGGGCGUGCCAAUCAACAAACAUUGUCCCUUUUCAAUAUGACUUCUACUCUCUCCGAAAAGGGUUUCCUAGGUGAACAGGCAGCUUAUACACCAACUCAAACAAAACGCUGCAUUCGACAUCGUCUAACGGAAAAGAUGCCUUCACCGCGCCACUUCCUCACUCUGUUCCUCAGCCUCCUGGUCACCGCCGGCUUAGCCAGUGCUGUCCUACACCAAACGCCUUCUGGCGAGGAGACAGCCAGAAGCGAGACAGAGCACGUUGUAGUCCGUGACGACUCAACUUUCUCCCGGCUAUUGAACUCGGCAUCUCCCCGUGCUAUCCACGAGUUUCUCCAUGCUUACUUCCCUGGCACCUACAAGCAUGGCGUCUACGACUCAGACCGCUCGGCCAUGGAGGCGGUUCACGCGAAUGACCCGGAAUUGGCGACGUCCAUCGUUCAGAUGGCGAAGAGACAGUCUAGCAACGAGACAAUCACUACGACGGCAACUUCUGCGACCGCGGAUUCUAGCUCUAGCUCUAGCUCUAGCUCUGCAGCCCCUACGAGUGAUAGCACCACAACUCAAGAGACUUCCACCUCUGUAGAAUCCACCACGCAUACCUCGGAAUCGACGACAGAAUCGACUUCAGCCGCUACUUCAGAGUCAACCUCGGAUGCCCCGACAUCUACGUCUAAUUCGGUAACUACUACAGUCACCAGCACUACCAGGGACUCGACAACAACUUCGACUUCGGAGUCUUCUGCUGAGACGACAAGCAUUCCCGGCACGACCCUGACAACAGCAACAACCCCGACGACACCCACUUCUGCCCCUACCACUACAAGGGCGCACAGGACAUCCACUUUCACAUCAACGCUUCCCGGAGGCGCUAAGACAACGAUCACAUCCGUUGAGGUGGUGACUCCGGGGGCACCGGAAGAAGCAAGCCAGACCUCAGAAGCCGAGGGAAGCCUGCAAUCUGGCCCUGCUGUGCUGCCUGCCAGAAGGCCAGUAGUGGAGGUCAUCAUCGGUGUCGUUGUCGGUGGAGCUCUCCUCGCCUAAGCUCUCACAAUUCGAAUCGUCUUUCUUUCCAGUCUUGAAGUUUAGCGUUAGCACGUAGCAGCAGCAUUAUCAGAGCGAAUCGUUUUUUCUUAAUCAUCGGCGCCGGCACUUGCAUACGCGGAAACUUGACGGCAUCCACAUUCAUUUAGAACUGGGAGUGAAGGAAGAUAAAACACUUCGGGUAUAUAGAAAAAAGGGUCGGCUCAGAGCUCGCAGGGUCAAGUCUGUCAAGUUUAUUAACGAAUAUGACGAGAUUAUCUGCGGAGUAAUUAAUUAAUUCACGAAUUUUAUGUAUCUUCGUUCGGGACAAGCCAUUUACAUGUAUUAUGGUACUAUGUAUACAGAAUGUCAAAGUUGAGG
Messenger RNA from Daldinia caldariorum, 2004 nucleotides. RefSeq lists its product as uncharacterized. The coding region runs from base 640 to 1644 and encodes 334 amino acids. The record is from RefSeq and is a predicted model, not a curated record. The transcript has 3 exons. NCBI's taxonomy places the organism in Eukaryota, Fungi, Ascomycota, Sordariomycetes, Xylariales, Hypoxylaceae.